UAAAGAGUGACAGAGCGCUUUACGACAGUUGCUUUGAGGCAACACCGGAGGAGGAAGAUGGCAGCCACCUUGGUAGCUGCUCGCGGACAGGGCCCGGCCCCGGCCUGGGGGCCGGAGGCCAUUGCUCCAGACUGGGAAAACCGGGAAGUUUCCACAGGGACCACUAUCAUGGCGGUUCAAUUUGACGGGGGCGUAGUAUUGGGGGCGGACUCCAGAACCACCACUGGGUCUUACAUCGCCAAUCGAGUGACUGACAAGCUGACUCCUAUUCACGAUCGCAUUUUCUGCUGCCGCUCAGGCUCAGCAGCUGAUACCCAAGCAGUAGCUGAUGCUGUCACUUAUCAGCUUGGUUUCCACAGCAUUGAACUGAAUGAGCCUCCAUUGGUGCACACGGCAGCCAGCCUCUUUAAAGAAAUGUGUUACCGAUAUCGGGAAGACCUGAUGGCGGGAAUUAUAAUCGCUGGCUGGGACCCUCAAGAAGGAGGGCAGGUAUAUUCAGUGCCCAUGGGAGGUAUGAUGGUAAGACAGUCCUUUGCUAUUGGAGGCUCUGGGAGCUCCUAUAUCUAUGGCUAUGUCGAUGCUACCUACCGGGAAGGCAUGACUAAGGAAGAAUGUCUGGAAUUCACAGCCAAUGCUCUCGCUUUGGCCAUGGAGCGAGAUGGCUCCAGUGGAGGGGUGAUCCGCCUGGCAGCUAUUGCAGAGUCAGGGGUAGAACGACAGGUACUUUUAGGAGACCAGAUACCCAAAUUCACCAUUGCCACUUUACCACCCCCUUGAAUCCUGGGACUCUAGAAUGCAAUAUGAGAUACCCCAUACUAACAUAAAAUUUAAUAAAGUUUGUCAAAGAGAA
Molecule: messenger RNA, 850 nt
Organism: Nycticebus coucang (slow loris)
Lineage: Eukaryota; Metazoa; Chordata; Mammalia; Primates; Lorisidae
Gene: PSMB6
Product: proteasome 20S subunit beta 6
Exons: 6
Coding region: 58-777 (239 amino acids)
Cellular component (GO): proteasome core complex
Molecular function (GO): threonine-type endopeptidase activity
Source: RefSeq, a predicted model, not a curated record